Messenger RNA from Gymnodraco acuticeps, 1962 nucleotides. Its product is annotated as eukaryotic translation initiation factor 2-alpha kinase-like. Gene Ontology annotation, molecular function: protein kinase activity; ATP binding. Gene Ontology annotation, biological process: protein phosphorylation. The transcript is spliced from 15 exons. Lineage: Eukaryota; Metazoa; Chordata; Actinopteri; Perciformes; Bathydraconidae. The record is from RefSeq and is a predicted model, not a curated record. Bases 182 to 1804 code for a protein of 540 amino acids.
GUAGUGACACUGACACCGGCUCUGGAUGCGGCCAAUGGCUAGGUUUGGGGGAAAAGGGCGGGGAUUUAAAUGUUGAGGUGAAAACGUGAAAACAUGGAUGUAGUAGGAGCACCACGCUAGUCAGUGGUCGUCGGACAGAAGUUCUGCAUCGGUGAUUUUAUUGUGCACCAAUAGUUUAAAAAUGGGAAAAACGAAAAAAGUCGUAGCACAGCUGAAGAAACAAGCACGGAACGCACGCUGGAAGUUAACAUAUGAAGACGUGUGCUCUGAGGAACCACCUGAGCCCAAUCUAAGAUUCUUCACGAGGGCUGUGGUCAAUGGUCAACCCUUUCCCAUUGGUGGGGGAAAUAACGCAAAGGAAGCCAAGCGGAAUGCAGCUAAAAAUGCCCUGGAAGGUUUAAGAGAGAAGGAGAACCCCAAACCAGUGACAAAAACAGCUGCAAAAGUUCCUCAGAAAACGGCCACUAAAGUUUUAGGCGUGCUAAAUAAAAAUGUUCUGAAGGACAGGGUGGAUAUGAAAGCUGGGCAAUCAACCAGACAAGAUCCACAUGAUGCUCCCCAAUGCUCUAGCUUUGUAGUUGGUGAUAAGGAGCGUCCAGCUGUUCCUGGGAAAUCAACGAAGGACGCUAAGGAGGAAGCAGCAGAGACCUCCUCCGGGAAUGAUGAUGUUGCUGAAGCCAGACCACCAACUGCAAUGGACACCCGUGAUGCAAAAUCAAAAAGCGUACCAAUGACUGACUUCAUCAAUUCAUCAAGUCCUACCGAGGAUGAGGAACAAGAUCCUGUUGUGAAGCCCAAAACACGCUUCCCGCUGGUGGGCGCGCCCCCCAGGUUGGAAACCACUGAUCCAAGCUGUAAAUCAGAGAAUCAGGAAGUGAACACAGGAAACUGUCCCAAUGAUCAGACAUCAACCAAAUCAGAAAUGUCAAGGUUUUCACCAGGCUUUGACUGCAUAGAGAAGAUCGGCCAAGGAUCCUAUGGUCAAGUUUUUAAGGCAAGAGACAAACUGGCAAAGAAGUAUCGUGCAAUAAAGAUUGUACGAUGUGGAGAGACUGAAGAAGCUCUGAAAGAGGUGAAGACAUUGUCAGACCUCGAUCACCCUAACAUUGUGCGAUACCUCCUCAGUUGGUUGGAGGAUUCAGGAUACAGUCCAGAUGAGAGUGGCAGUUCUACACGGAACCGCUACCUAUAUAUUCUGACUGAGUUGUGUGUAAAAUCGCUCAGAGUGUGGAUAGAUGAGAACAAUGAGAAGAAAUCUCUGCCAGACCCCAAGAGAAGAGAAGAGGCUCUCACGAUGUUUCAGCAAACAGUCAGAGGAGUCGAGUACAUUCACUCUAAGACGCUCAUCCACAGGGACCUGAAGCCUGCCAACAUCAUGAUUGGGCAAGAUGGACAAGUGAAGAUCGUAGACUUUGGUAUUGUCACACUUGAUAACGAUCCUGAGAACCUGAGGGAGAGAUCGAUGGGCAAAGGAACCCCUUCAUACAUGGCUCCUGAGCAGGAAAGGCAAAAGACUUAUGACCGAAAAGUUGAUAUCUUUCCUUUGGGGUUGAUAUACUUUGAACUCCUCUGGAAAAUGUCCACCCGUUGUGAAAGGGCCAAGGGUUGGACCGACCUCAGAGAGCAGAAAUUCCCCAAAGAGUUUCAACACAAUUUCCACCAAGAGUACCUCAUAAUAAAGCCAAUGCUGUGUGAGAAGCCAGAACAGCGACCCGAAGCAAGUCAGAUCCAUGCCGACUUGAAAAAGAUCUCUGAUAGCUUCGACAUUGAAGCAAUCGAAUGUCGCGGAAACAGGACUGUCUGAUCCAAGCCCCCAGGAAGUGCUCUGUGCCCAAAAUGCGUUGUGUCCAAACGGCGGUACUGAAAUUACCGUAUCAGUCCGUGACGUCACCCGGCCCAAAAAUACUUUUCCCCAUUGGCAUGCUCUGUGAGCGCACAUACGGGUACUUCUGCUCUGACAGC